Molecule: messenger RNA, 315 nt
Organism: Trichobilharzia regenti
Lineage: Eukaryota; Metazoa; Platyhelminthes; Trematoda; Strigeidida; Schistosomatidae
Source: the annotation of a GenBank genome assembly
AUGCCUGAGUUGACAUGGAAUGACAAGUUGGCAGACAAUCUUGAUGAACUAUUCGUUGGCAAAUAUGACAAAGUUGGUCAAGCUGUAGCAGAACAUCAAUCAAUUCAAAAAAUAUUAGAUACCUGGUAUGAUGAACACAAAGAAUACAAGUUUGAUCAAAAUGAAUGUGCUUCAGAAUGUGGCACUUACAAACAGAUCGUUUGGGCUGCCACAAAGGACAUCGGCUGUGGUUCUAAACUAUGUGGGAAGAAACAGACAGUUGUAUGUAACUAUGGACCAGGAGCCGAUGAAGGAAAACCUUAUGAAAAGGCAUAA